This is a messenger RNA of Acromyrmex echinatior (Panamanian leafcutter ant), 2438 nucleotides long. RefSeq names its product Deubiquitinating enzyme A (gene Duba). Gene Ontology annotation, molecular function: K63-linked deubiquitinase activity; cysteine-type deubiquitinase activity. Gene Ontology annotation, biological process: protein deubiquitination. The record is from RefSeq and is a predicted model, not a curated record. NCBI's taxonomy places the organism in Eukaryota, Metazoa, Arthropoda, Insecta, Hymenoptera, Formicidae.
UCCGCGCCUGUUGUUGCCCACAUUCUCCAAAGUGUUCUUUGUACUCCGAUUGGCUCCGAUUACUCUGGAGCUGAAACGAAUAUGGCCGUCUGACAAAACAUUCCAGGCAUAGCAGCGAUCGACGACAUCGUGUCGCUUUUAUUCGGACAUGUUGAACAACGGCCAUGGAACCACGUUAUCUUGACCGAAAUUUCUUGUCGUACGAGUGACGCAACGACGUCGGCGUAAACGUGGGAUUGGAGAGAGUGCGGAAGGUGCGCGCGGUCAUCCGCGAGGAACUCUAUUUUCUAGUUCGUCUGUGAGAAAAAAAAAAGUAAUAGAUACGCAGACGAUCUAGCUAGUGAUCGGGAGGGUGAACGGAUCGGGAAACGAUCGUGAACCGAUUUGUGACGUAUCAUCGCUCCACAACGAGGACGAGAUAGAUAGAGAGAGAAAGAGAGAGAAAAAGAAAAAGAGAGAGACAGAGAUAGACAUAAAGAAGGAAUUGAUCGUUCAAGAUCAUGACAAUUUUAUCGAAGAAGAAGACGAAUGCGUCGAAGGACAGAACGCGCGAGGGAGGCGCCGGAUCCGAGGUCGACGUCCAUCACGGGGUGCAGAACGAGCACAGUUCCGGCAGCAUUGCGCUCCCGAACAGUCCUUAUCAGGUACGGGGCGCCAGCGGCUUUGCCGUCGAUCUACAUGGAGUCCAAAGCGAUCAUGGAUCUCAUAGCGGUUCUCUCGUGUUAACUGGCAACUCGUACGAGACAAACGUUGACCGCCGCGAAGACAAACAUUUUGAAGAUGGGAGUGGCCCAAGUCAUGGUAAACGUCACAGACAGAGAGUCAGUCCCCACAGCUGUAUUGGUAGACCUUCACGCACAAAGCGUGAACGAGAGAGGGAUAGAGGCAGGGGAAGAGAGAGAGAAAGAGAACGCGAGAGACAGGCUACUCCACCUGCUGCUUCUUGCAAUGGUCCGCAAGGCACAGAUACUAACGUAAGUGGAAGAGGCAUUGUCGGAAAUACCUCAAAUUUAGAUGAGUUGGCAACUGGCUACAACAGUGGAGAUGAGUAUACAGGACGUACUGAAAAUAAUCUUACGUUAGCUGAAUGGCAGGAAAGAGAUAGAUGGUUUGAGAAACGUCUGAAGAAAAAGGGGCUUAUAUUAAAGAAGAUGGCGGAGGAUGGAGCUUGUUUAUUUAGAGCUGUAGCAGACCAGAUUUAUGGCGAUCAAGAAAUGCAUGGCGUUGUGCGAAAACACUGUAUGGAUUAUAUUGCUUCUAAUCAGGAAUUUUUCUCUCAUUUUGUGGCAGAAGAUUUUAGCACGUAUGUAGACAGGAAAAGACAAGAGUAUGUACAUGGAAAUCAUAUAGAAAUGCAAGCUAUGUCAGAAAUUUACAAUCGUACUAUCCAAUUAUAUUGUUAUAGCACUGAACCUAUUAAUAUUUUUCAUACCAUGGUGGAAAGUGAUGAACCAAUGAAUGAACCAAUCCGGCUGUCAUACCAGCGUGGUAGUCAUUAUAAUAGUAUAGUUGAUCCAUUUAAAGCUACUGUAGGCGUUGGACUUGGUCUACCAUCAUACAAUCCUGGUGCCGCUGAUCGAGCUCUGAUAUCAGAUGCAGUUCGUCAGAGUGAGGAAUUGCAUAUUGAACAGACAAUGCUGGAGGAUAAGAUAAAGGCUACCGACUGGGAGGCGACUAAUGAAGCUAUUGAGGAGCAAGUAGCUCGUGAAAGCUAUUUGCAAUGGUUGCGUGAUAAUGAAAUGCGUAAGGCACGAUCAGCCAGUAGUAGCAGUACGAGCACAGUUACGAGCGCGCAACAUAAUCAUUCACACUUUCAUUCACAUGGAGGUCGUGGACAGCAACGUAGCCAUACCUCUUCUCCGACUACGACACAAACUAGCCAAGAUAACUUACGUAAUUCUCCAAAGAUCAGUGAUGCAGUACGAUAUAAUAAGAGAUCGCCACAACAUCAAUCGACUCAAGGAUCUAGCAUAUCCCAUUUGUCGUCAGAUUUUGAGGCGAAAAUGAUGUCGCAAGAGCCUGUACCAGGAAGCAGCAAGGAGGCAAAUGCAUCACCCGAUAUCUCGUUGUUCAAUCGCCUCCCUCCUGAAGUAUUCGGUUUGACGGAUUGGGAAGAUAGUCAAAUACUUUCACAAGUGUUGGCAACGUCACAACAAGAGUACUUGGAUAGCUUGAAGCAGUCACGCGUAUCCGUGUCCACCGGAAACGAUAGCGCCAAUACGAUAGAGUCUAGUAACAGUUCUAUUAACAAUUCUUGAAAUGCGGUCAGUAACGACAAAGUUCAAAAGAUAUCAGAGUAAAGAUAUAUACAUUUAUAUAUUGCAAUAUCAUCUAAUCCCGUAUAGUGGUAGGACAUAAAGCGAUUUGCUUUCUUAUUCGUGAGUAAAUGUUGCAAUAAUCAUUAUUUGGUUUUUUUCUCUUUAUCUCUCUCAACAAAA